UCUGGUAGCCUGACAUGAGCCUAGCUACCUUCCACGACCCAACGCGCGAAGAGAUCCAACUACUGGCUUCAACGGUGACUGAUGAUCCAACCACUUCCCUCUAUGAUACCAUCCACAACUCCCUCGUCCUGAGCCACGUUAUUCCCUACCUGUCCAUCUCGAGCAUCUUGAGCCUAGCUGCGACGAACCGAGCUUUCCGGGAGCUCCUCUUUAGCACGCCGGGAGUGUUUCGCCAUCUUGAUCUCACCCACAUCAAGGCUCUCAAGUUUGAGAUUGACAAGAUCGACCAUGGAGGCGAGAUCUGGCGUAAUGUUCAAUUAGAUGAAAACGUUACUGAAGAUGACUUUUACUCUGGUCCGCUGAGGGGCAUCUUGUCCAACCUCAAGCGACGGCACAUUCUGGAAAAUGUCCAGACUCUGGUUCUUGACGGACUCUCCGUGACUGCGGAGCUGUGCCAUGAUAUCAUCAAUGAUGCGGCCUUCAAUGUCCGCGUCUUAUCGAUCCGGGACGUCAAGAACUUGAACCAGGCCAAGCUUCGCCAGGCACUACAGUAUGCCUGCCGCGAAACUCGGCCAGUUGGUUCUCCCAAGCUCAAGGCUCUCUACGUCUUUGGUUCCCGGGACGUCUUGGCUGCUGCGAAGCCGUCCGGCCCAUCCGCAUCGUCUAUUAGCACGGAGUGGAACAAGAAGAGUCAAACUGCUCUGGCAUCUUCUUUGAAGCAGGAGGGAGAUGCCUGGUGGCACAAGAAGGGCCGCAUCAUCCCUCGACCUAUCAGCCAAGAGUGGGCUCACUGCAUGCUCGCUUGUCGAGGCAUCAUCUCCUUUGAUGCUGUGCUUUGCCAAGGCCUGCGCCAUCGCAACUCGCCAGUCUUCAAGGGCGGAUCCGAUGCUGACAGCGCUCCCGCCGUGGCUACAUAUGCUCUGUCGGGCUGUGAGAAUUGCCACAAAGCCCCCGAAGGCUUCACUUAUCCGAACGGCAUCAGUCCGGAUGCCAACUUACCGCUGCUGGCUCCGCUGCCUCAUCUCUCUUCGUCCCUUCGGGCUGCAACCGCACCCAAAGACGCAGACGCCUCAUUUGUGCCCAGAUGCAUGGACUGCAUCCGCGAGCGGUACUGCACAGGUUGCAAUAAAUGGUGGUGUGAAUCAUGCUACGAGUUUUCUGGCCAAAGUUCAAGCGGCCAUUAUGCAACACAAAUCGCCAUCGUUGACGAUGAUACGGUCAAUGACUUUGGCGAUUUGGAUCUCGAAGCUCCGACUAUGAAAGUCAAGCCACGAGUUUCUAAAAGCUGCUGGGAAUGCGGCAACAAUUGUGACGAUUGCAUUUAUCGUACUCAGCGAGUGUGCAGGAAAUGCAACGCUGGCUAUUGCACCACACACAAUGAAGGAUGUUCAACGAACCACUGCGAUUGGUGUGUGUCUCGAGGUCGAGGCCUAGGCCGUCUCUGAUCUACAAAGAAUCUCUUCUUCUAUCUUUUCCAACGAAUCAGUGGAACCUCUCCUCCCUUUGACAUUUUGGGCUGAAGACUCCCAACUCAUGACGGCGUAUGGAGUAUGAUGAGCGAAUCUCCUUUCAACUUUGUUUCCAUCCACACUCAACCUAGCUUUGUAACCUCCAGUGAUAGGCGCAAUGCGUAUUAGAGGAAUGCCGAAAUGCCGAAGCAUGCCGAAAAGUGCGAGGCACGACACGAGGCGUGUCGAAUCAUUUUUCUCGGGUCAAGUGCGAUAGACGUGUUUGAUACUCCGCAUAAGAUAGUGUGAUGGGCGAUCAGCCAGAUGAGAUCUAACUGGAUGGCGUUUUGGGUACACUUAGCCUAUGCUCUGAAAUCAAAUCAAAUGACUGAUUGUUGCCUCUCCGCAAGCCCCUCUUCCUGUCGCAGUAACUCGAUGCUAUAUGUUUGCGGCAGUGCAACGGCAUGUACGACAUUACGCGCGUCUCGGCGUAAUCUGGGCGUCUUCCUCGGCGUGUAGCAGUUUAACGUUCCCCGAGACAGUGAGGCCUCGACUGCUUGGCGAAAUCUCCUUGCAUUUGGUCUCAACUGAAAGCUUACCACGGCGUAUAAACAUCUUUCUAAUAUUGAAUGCCAAGAUGUGGGAAAUCCGUGAUCGUCGUGAUUAUGUCUUGCUAUAUGUAACAGCCAAGAAUACCAACUCACU
Molecule: messenger RNA, 2153 nt
Organism: Trichoderma atroviride IMI 206040
Lineage: Eukaryota; Fungi; Ascomycota; Sordariomycetes; Hypocreales; Hypocreaceae
Molecular function (GO): protein binding
Source: RefSeq, a predicted model, not a curated record